AUGGGUAAUCGGGAAUCAUCAACAUCACUUACUUCUUUGACAUCAUUAAUUAGCUUCGAAGAAGCUCGGAAUUUGUUAAGCGCAGAUGAAUUGAAACGUUUGGAAACGGCAUGGGAUGGUCGAGAUCAGAUUGCGGAAGAUGAAUUUUUUAACGACGUUCUUUGUCACCCUGGAAUUCCACGUGCUACACGAACACGUAUUUUCGCCAAAUUUUGUCAGGGAUCAUCUAAACUGUCAUUUCAAUAUUUUGUUAUUGGAAUUGUCAUACUAACAAAGGUGGAUAAGAAUAUUCGACUUGAAUUUCUAAACAAUGAACGUGACUUAGAAAGUUGGAUCGAACAGCCACCUCAGCUGACAUCUCGUCAUUCGGAAAUUCACUACAAUUUCUAUCAAGUACUUGCAGGCGUUACACAUCUUGAUGAACAAGAGGUGGAAGAGCUGGAGAAAGUUUUUGGUUCGAUCAACGAUACCAAAUUAUGUAAACUUACUAGGAAUGGUUUUGGUGCGUUAGUUGGUGGUGCUAUUGCAGACCAUUUCAUUAAUGGCUUAUUUCGUGCAUUUGAUGAAAAUGAUGAUGGAUUGGUGGAUUUCAAAGAACUCGUCUGCGGUCUUUCUGCUUCCUGUCGUGGACCACAUACUGCUCGUCUUAACUUUAUUGCUCAACUUUUUGACUCAGAUGGCGAUGGUUAUUUAUCAAAAGAAGACAUUCUUUCCCUUUAUGCUCAUUUAAAUCUCGACAAAACUUUACAAACUAUACAUGCCGAUGAAUUGGGUCAUGCGUCGUUGACAGAUUUUGUUUGUUGGGCAAACGAGACAAAAUGUGUGGACAAUCUGCUUGAAAUAAUUGUUCAGCUUGGACAUAUUUGUUUGGGAUUGCAUCCAAGUUCUGCUGAGGUUGAAUUGACGGUUGUUUGUGGAUUCAAGCAACGUGUUCAAUUGGAUGCGUUUACUGAAUGGAAUAUUGUUUCAUCGGAAUGGUGGCGACAAUGGGUGCACGCGCUGAUGUCAAAUUCCAAAGUGCCGCCCAUCAAUAAUGCUUCAAUUAUUACUGUAAAACAGAAAAAUGAUUGGUCUUACAAGGUUCCGUCUUUAUCCAACGAAGGUGCUCCUUUAGCACAAAACUUGGUUAUAAAUAAGGAUUUUGAAGCUGUAGCACCUUGUCUCUGGAAAGCGCUGUUACGUUGGCAUGGGAGUGCUGCUCGUGAGGGUAUUUCACUUCAACGACGUAUUCUUCCGGCAAGAAUUGUAGAUCCGACAGCGGUGAAUUCUACAAAACCUAUUAUCGAGCUAUAUCCACUAACUUUAUUGAUUCUAAGACAUGGUACUGCUACUGGAGGCUGGUUACAUUCUGCUUUCGAAUGGAAUAAAGAAUCCUCCCUUCGCCGAUUACCAUGGUGUGUAGUAUCCGAGUCACGUAUUUGUACUAUUGAAGAAUUACUUGAACUUCUGGCGCAUCAGCUGCACAUAAGUGAUGUGGAAUCAGCUCGUUUAUGGACUGUUGAAAUCGACGGUUCACCAUGCAAGCGGUUGCUUGACAACGAUUCAGUUACUCUUAAUGAUCUCAAAAUUCAGCAAAGUGCACAGUUACUUCUGGAAUUACGUAACGCUGACAUGAGUUGGCCAGAAGAGGUUAGCUGUUUGGAAAGCAGCAAUGCUGAAGGUUACACAACGGACAAUUCGGAUUCGUCAUAUAUUCUUGGCAUUACUGGCCUCUACAACAUGGGUAAUACAUGCUAUAUGAAUAGUGCUCUGCAAUGUCUCAGUAAUACACGACCACUGACAAAUUAUUUCAUUGAAGGCCGGCACAAAGAUGAUAUGAAAAGGUUAAAAUCAAAAGGCAUGGUAGCUAUGGAAUAUGCCAACGUUGUGAAAGAAUUGUGGUCCGGCAAAAAACGUAAUAUUGCACCUAUAAAAUUACGCGAUGCGAUUAGAUGUGCUGGUCCAGUAUUUGCUGAACGUUCACAACACGACUGUCAAGAGUUUUUGUCAAUUUUGCUGGAUUUAUUACAUGAGGAUUUGAAUCAAAUUGAAAACAAGCCAUUCAUCGAACUCAACGACAGCGAUGGUCGUCCUGAUUCUAUUGUUGCUAAAGAGGCUUGGGAUGCUCACUUAAAACGAGAUAAAAGUAUUAUUGUUGAUUUGUUUACGGGCCAAUUGCGUUCAACACUUACUUGUUUAAAUUGCAAUGCCAUAUCAUGCAGAUUUGACGCUUUCACUUGCUUGCAGCUGCCCAUACCUAUUGAUCACUUGCUUCUUAUCUCAGUUGUCGUGGUCAAGCGUGACGGACAAAUUCCUAUACGUUAUGCUUUUCGCUUAAGCUGCGAUACAACGAUCGGCAUGUUCAAAAUGAAACUAGCAAAUGCUUCUGGUUUACUCUCUAACUCAUUUCAAAUUCUUUGUCUGAAUCGCGCAGGCCAAAUGAUGCAAGGAGUUAGCGAAUCAGUUGAUGAUGAUAACAGUUCUAUUAAUGUUUAUCCAAAUGAUGCACUGCUUUAUGCAUUUGAAUUGCCUGCUGAAGAAGAUCAGUCAAAUUCAGAAUGCUUCGUAGCGGCACCAACAGUUAUUGCAGCUCAUCGUAAAAUGCAAUACAAUGAUUCAUAUUUGCUCGGCGCAACACGUGGUUGUACCGCUCGUGUUUUUGGUGUUCCACUCAUUUUAAGAUUUACACCGGGCAAAACAACUGGUAAUAAGCUAUAUGAAGAAGUCUGGCUACAUGUUUCACGGUUCCUAAAAAAUGGCAGUGCUGGGAAACAGCAGCGUACUAGAGAAGCAAACCGUGCUAUUGAUGCAGCAGAAGACAUUCGAAAUGGUUAUCCAUUUGAUUUAUGUUGCGUGAAAUUAUCAUUCGAAUGGUGUUCAAAAUGUGCAUGGCCAGCAUUUUGUCGUGGUUGUGUGAUUUUGAGUAACGAUGAAAUUAUUGAGGAUAACUUAAUGGCAGUUGCAAUCGACUGGAAACCAACUGCUCUCUAUCUACGCUAUCAACAUUCCGUUGAAUUGUUAUGCCGAGAUGAUGGAUCUGUAUUACAAGCAUGGGAAGUGCACUAUCGACCGUGUUCGUUGGUUUCAUGUUUGAAUGAUUUCAUGCAAGCAGAACGUUUAGAUGAUGUAAUAAUGUGCAAGCCGUGUGGCAAAAAAUGUCCAACAACGAAAGCUUUGGCGAUUUGGCGCUUACCUAAAAUAUUGAUUAUACACUUCAAGAGAUUUGUUUGCGUAAAAUCUGAACGACGAUGGAUGAAAUCUUGUAAAGUAGUAGAUUUUCCACUGGAAAAUUUGGAUCUCAGAGAAUGGCUUCGAGAUCCGGACGUUAAGACAUCAACUAAAUACAGUUGUUUUGCUAUUGCGAACCAUUACGGUGCAAUGGCUUCAGGUCAUUACGUUGCUUAUGCUAAGAAUAAUAAUCAGUGGUUUAGUUUCAAUGAUAGCCGUUGUCAGGCAGUGAAAGAAUCGCACGUUGAUAAGAAAAGUGCUUAUUUGUUAUUUUAUGAGAGAAUGGAUUAA
Brugia malayi is the source of this 3498-nucleotide messenger RNA. It is a transcript of the gene Bma-cyk-3, whose product is annotated as Ubiquitin carboxyl-terminal hydrolase family protein. Gene Ontology annotation, biological process: protein deubiquitination. The transcript has 24 exons. The record is from RefSeq and is a predicted model, not a curated record. NCBI's taxonomy places the organism in Eukaryota, Metazoa, Nematoda, Chromadorea, Rhabditida, Onchocercidae. Gene Ontology annotation, cellular component: Golgi apparatus. The coding region runs from base 1 to 3498 and encodes 1165 amino acids. Gene Ontology annotation, molecular function: cysteine-type deubiquitinase activity; calcium ion binding.